AUGAACGACUUUGAUGAGUGUGGCCCGAGCCCAGCUAGCAUGUACCUGCCCGGUUGCGCCUACUAUGUGGCCCCGUCGGACUUCGCCAGCAAGCCGUCGUUCCUGUCGCAACCGUCGUCCUGCCAGAUGACUUUCCCCUACUCGUCCAACCUGGCGCCACACGUCCAGCCUGUGCGCGAAGUGGCCUUCCGUGACUACGGCCUGGAGCGCGCCAAGUGGCCAUACCGCGGCGGCGGCGGCGGCGGCGGCGCAGGGGGCGGCGGCGGCGCUGGCGACAAGAGCGACCCCAAGGCGGGGGCCGGCGGCGGCAGGAGCAGCCCCUGUGCCAAGACGACCCCCGGGCCAGAGCCCAAGGGGGCGGCGGAGGGCGGCGACGGCGAGGGCCCCCCGAGGGAGGCGGGGGCGGAAAAGAGCGCUGGCGCAGUGGCCACCCAGCGGUCCCGGAAAAAGCGCUGUCCCUACACCAAGUACCAGAUCCGCGAACUGGAACGCGAGUUUUUCUUUAACGUGUACAUAAACAAAGAGAAAAGACUCCAACUCUCUCGGAUGCUCAACCUCACUGACCGGCAAGUCAAAAUCUGGUUCCAGAAUCGCAGGAUGAAAGAAAAGAAACUGAACAGAGACCGUCUGCAGUAUUUCACUGGAAACCCCUUAUUUUGA
Molecule: messenger RNA, 660 nt
Organism: Trichechus manatus latirostris (Florida manatee)
Lineage: Eukaryota; Metazoa; Chordata; Mammalia; Sirenia; Trichechidae
Gene: HOXD11
Product: homeobox D11
Exons: 3
Coding region: 1-660 (219 amino acids)
Biological process (GO): anatomical structure development; regulation of transcription by RNA polymerase II
Cellular component (GO): nucleus
Molecular function (GO): RNA polymerase II cis-regulatory region sequence-specific DNA binding; DNA-binding transcription factor activity, RNA polymerase II-specific
Source: RefSeq, a predicted model, not a curated record